AUGUUGCUCAAGAGCGCCGCCGCAGGCUUGGCUGCGCUUGUGGCAUUAGCUGCCCCCUUGGCGGCCGCCAACCCGACGCCCAAGGGCAACUUUAGCUACAACGACCGCGAGUUCCUGCUCAAUGGCCAGCCCUACCAGAUUAUCGGCGGGCAGAUGGACCCACAGCGCAUCCCCAAGAAGUACUGGCGCCACCGACUGCAAAUGGCUCGGGCCAUGGGCCUCAACACCAUCUUCAGCUACAUCUACUGGAACAACCUCGAGCCCACGCCCGGCCAGUGGGACUUUCGCGACCGCAAUGACAUUGCGCAGUUCUUCCGCAUCGCGCAAGAGGAGGGCCUCCAUGCGGUGCUGCGCCCUGGGCCAUACAUCUGCGGCGAGCGCGAGUGGGGAGGCUUUCCCGCAUGGUUGAGCCAGAUUCCCGGGAUGAAGGUUAGAGAGAACAACAAGCCGUUCCUCGAUGCCUCCAAGAAGUACCUGGACCGCCUGGGCGCAGAGCUGCGCCGGCUGCAGGUUACCAAGGGGGGCCCCAUUCUCAUGACCCAGCUGGAGAAUGAGUAUGGCAGCUUCGACAACGACAAGGCGUACCUGCAGGCGCUGGCGGACAUUCUGCGGAGCAACUUUGACGUGUUCCUCUACACCAACGAUGGUGGCGGCAAGAGCUACCUCGAUGGAGGCACCCUCCACGGUGUUCUCGCCGAGGUCGACGGAGACGACUCCAAGGGUGCUUUUGAAGCCCGCGACCAGUACGUAACGGACAAGACGAUGCUCGGCCCUCUUCUCAACGGCGAGAAGUACAUCACCUGGAUCGAUGAUUGGGCCGCCAACUCGACGCAUCACGUCACGUCGGGCAACCCGGAGGCUGUCGCUUCCGUCGUCGCGGACCUCGAGUGGGUGCUGCAGAACAACCACUCGUUCAGCAUCUACAUGUUCCACGGCGGCACCAACUUUGGCUUCGAGAACGGCGGCAUCUUCGCCAACAGUCGCACCAAUGCCGUCACCUCGAGCUACGACUACGGUGCGCCUCUCGAUGAGAGCGGCCGCCCGACCGAAGUGUACCACAAGCUCCGCGACAUGAUCUCAAAGUAUGUUCCGAAGGGUAGCAUUCCCGACCUCCCGGCUACGCCAGACUUGACCGAGGUCGACGAUUUCACCUUCUCGCCUGCUGUCGCGCUGUUCGAUACCCUCCCCAAGGAGCCGACCAAGAAGUCUGAUAAGCCGGUGACCAUGGAGUCGCUCGGUCAAUCAUACGGUUUCGUCUUGUACGAGCACACCGCUGCUGAGGACUCUUCCGGUGUUCUGGCCGCUGGCGAUGAGCCUCGAGAUCGUGUCAUCGUGUAUGUCAACGGCAAGAAGGUCGGUGUCAUGGAUAGGACGUACGUCACGCCCAAGGCGGUGCAAGUGUCCCUCAAGAAGGGCGACGUCCUUCGCCUGCUUGUUGAGAACCUCGGUCGCAUCGACUACGGUCAGCGUCUGCGAGAGCAGGCCAAGGGCAUCGUCGGAGACGUCAAGGUUGGAGACAGGGUCCUCGACGGCUGGUCCGCAUACUCCAUUCCGCUCUCUUCGCUGCCCAAGGAGCUGUCUGGCGGCAGCCACGGCAAGGCCGCCGUAAAAGACACGCCAGUCUUCUACACCGGCACGUUCAAGCUCAAGGACAGUGCCAAGACGGAUCUCUCGGGCGACACGUUCCUCUCGCUCCCCAAGGGUGUCAAGGGCCAGGUGUGGGUAAACGGCGUGAAUCUCGGUCGGUACUGGACCGUCGGGCCGCAACAGAGUCUAUAUGUCCCUGGUGUGUAUGUGCAGGCGCAUGGAAGGGACAACCAGGUGGUCGUGCUGGAGUUGGAGCCGAGCGCGGACACAAAGCUGACGGGCAAGGGUAUCGCGACGAGGGUCUGGGGCAACAAUCCCGAUCCUGAUGCUCCAUGA
Purpureocillium lilacinum is the source of this 1923-nucleotide messenger RNA. RefSeq lists its product as uncharacterized. Lineage: Eukaryota; Fungi; Ascomycota; Sordariomycetes; Hypocreales; Ophiocordycipitaceae. Gene Ontology annotation, biological process: carbohydrate metabolic process. The record is from RefSeq and is a predicted model, not a curated record. Gene Ontology annotation, cellular component: vacuole. Gene Ontology annotation, molecular function: beta-galactosidase activity.